UGUCCUGGAGUUAGUUAGGUUUCAUUUUCCUGUGAACGACAAAAGGAUAUAAGAAGGGCUCCAGUAAACAGCUGCCUGGCUAAAAUGGGACAGGCAGAGCCCAGGAUAAUGGCUGGGACUCAGGCCCUCGGGAAUUCCAGUGCCGGGCAGACCUGCACGCUGAUCCUGGUCUUCACCGUGCUCCUGCAUGUCCUCUGUGGGGCUGUGACUUACAUGUACUUGACAAACCAGCUGAAGCAGAUGAACAAAAAUUAAAAGCACCUGUGCAUAACGUUAUGUUAUACCCAUCUCAACCCAGAUGCAGGAAAAGUACUACAACAGUGGCAUUGCUUGUUUCCUAAGGGAAGAUGACGGUUCUGGGGACCCCAAUGAUGAAGAGAAUAUAAACAGCCCCUGCUGGCAAGCCAAGUUUCAACUGCGUCACCUUGUUAGAAAGAUGAUUUUGAAAACCUAUGAGGAAACCAUUCCUACAACUCAAGAAAGGCAACGAUUUAUUCCUGCCCCAGUAAGAGACAGCGGUUUUCCGAGAGUAGCAGCUCACAUAACUGGGACCAGACGAAGAAGCAACACGUUCCCUCUUCCACGACCCAAGAAUGAAAAGGCUUUGGGCCAGAAAAUAAACUCCUGGGAGUCAUCAAGGAAAGGACUUUCAUUCCUGAACAAUUUGCACUUGAGGAAUGGAGAACUGGUUAUCCACCAAACAGGGUUUUAUUACAUCUAUUCCCAAACAUACUUUCGAUUUCAGGAAAUUGAGGAAAUUGUGGGAACAAUUUCAGAAGAGAACAGAAAGAAAAACAAACAGAUGGUACAAUAUAUUUACAAAUACACAAGUUAUCCUGACCCUAUACUGCUGAUGAAAAGUGCUAGGAAUAGUUGUUGGUCUAAAGAUUCGGAGUAUGGACUCUAUUCCAUCUAUCAAGGGGGAAUAUUUGAGCUUAAGGAAAAUGACAGAAUUUUUGUUUCUGUAACUAAUGAGAAGUUAAUAGACAUGGACCAAGAAGCCAGUUUUUUCGGGGCCUUCUUAGUUGGCUAAGUGAUCUGCAAAGAAAAAGCAAUAACUUCAAAGUGACCCUUUUUCAGGAUGAUAUGAAGAUGUUCCAAAAAAUCUGACCGAAAAAA
Microcebus murinus (gray mouse lemur) is the source of this 1119-nucleotide messenger RNA. It is a transcript of the gene TNFSF10, whose product is annotated as TNF superfamily member 10. Lineage: Eukaryota; Metazoa; Chordata; Mammalia; Primates; Cheirogaleidae. Gene Ontology annotation, molecular function: tumor necrosis factor receptor binding. The record is from RefSeq and is a predicted model, not a curated record. Gene Ontology annotation, biological process: immune response. Gene Ontology annotation, cellular component: membrane.